UAUAUUGUGUCUGUUUCUCUUUUUUUUAGUGCUGAUGAAAAUAAGGACAAGCUGCAUGUGAUGGUUGCAUUUAUAGCUCAAGUGAUUGGAUUAGGCGUCUGAAACAACACACACUUUCCUGUUGAGUGAUACAGAGGGGAAUCCAGGUCUGCAUCCUUGACAUCUACAGUGACGAUGGCGUUGACUUUGGUUCUCAGUAACCUGGUGUUAGCCGUCUUCGGAUUCACGCUGAUCACAGGUCUUCCCGCCAACAUCUUGGCUUUCUACACCUUCUUUAAGAAGGUCCACCAGCGCUCCACCCCGAUGGACGUGCUGUUACUCAGUUUAACCAUCUCUGACCUGAUCUUCCUCUUCUUCCUGCCGUUUCGCAUGGUGGAGGCGGCCAACAUGAAAUGGACUCUUCCUUACUUCCUCUGCCCGCUGUCGGGAUUCAUCUUCUACUCCACCAUCUACAACAGCACCUUCCACCUGACGGCCAUCAGCGUGGAGCGCUACCUGGGAGUGGCUUUCCCAAUUAAAUACAAGCUCAAACGCGACCCUCGAAACGCUGUGAUAGCCAGCGUCAUAUUCUGGGUGAUGUCAAUGGGACACUGCAGUAUCGUCUACAUCAUACAAUACUACAAUAGUACGAAUGUUAACUUCACCGCACCAUAUAUGCGUAACACAUGUUAUGAUGAAUUUAGCAGAGAACAGCUCGAUAUCCUCCUGCCGUUUCGUCUGGAGCUUUUCAUCGUGCUCUUCCUCAUGCCGUUCCUCAUCUGCUGCUUCUGCUACAUCAAAUUCAUCCUCAUCCUCUCCAAUCUGCCCAGCAUCAAUGCCAAGAAGCGGUAUAGAGCCAUCGGGAUGGCGUUGGGCACGCUUCUUGUCUUCAUUAUCUGCUUCUUGCCCUACAACGUCUCGCACGUGGUCGGAUAUGUACAGAAUAAAAGCCCAGACUGGCGAGUUCAAGCGCUGCUCCCCAGCACGUUCAAUGCAUGCCUCGAUCCGUUCAUAUUCUACUUCUCUUCUUCGGCACUCAGAGAAACGUUCAGGAACAUCUUGCAGAAGUUGUCGAGGAAGUUUCUCCAGCCCUGCUGCCGCUCAGCUCUCUGUUGUCAUCUGUUGGACUGUUCGAGUACAGAGGAGAAAACUCAGAGCACGACUGAAAGCUCUGUGGAACAGCACAAACUGGGACGUAGAGUCUGAUUCGAUUGACCUGUGACUCAAUCUGAGAGCUGUGGGAAGAGAGCUUUCUUCUGACCACAGUUGAGCAAUGUCAGCACAUGCUGAUCAAUCCAAAGCAAUUGAACACGAUUCUGAUGCAAUGGACCUGUAUAAUGGACAACUAUUACUAUAAAGGUUUUUCCAUUCAUUUUUCUUAUAGGGAUCUUCGUUAAAGCACUAUAAGCAGUGAACCAAACCAACCCAAGGUGAACCAUAACAUUACAAAGUAUUUAAAAAUUGGAAGUUUUAACGACUUUACUGAGGGAGAACUACAGUCCCAAGAAGCAUUGCAAAUUACAUCAUUAAAUAACGACUUAGAAAUAUAAUAUUGAAACAGUAUGUUUAAUAUUUAUUGCAAAAUAUGCACAUGUUUAGUAUUUUAAUAGGAUAGCAAGUGUUUCAUGAGUGGGGUUCCCUGCAAGCUAUUUUGUUGUGAUCUCUUAUUGAUGGAAAUUUCUGUAGAGCAUCAUGGGUAAUGUAUUUUAUUAUUUUUAUUUUUUUUUUACCAUGAAUUCAGCUGUUUAACCCAUUUAUUUGUGUGAAUGUAUGGUUUCAACCAUUGAUUAAUAACCUUAGAUCCCACAGUAGGUCUUUCUUUUAAAGUUUAUUUUUAAAAACCAAUUUUCUCAUGGAGGAAUUUUACUUCUGGAACCCAACUAUUGCACUCUAUUGACUUGAGUCUAUAACUUGUAUUAUAAUAUUACUUUUGCUUCUAUUGAGGUUCGGCGUGCCCUCAGCAGGCACGGUUUUGAUGCACUUUCUGAUAUCGAUCCGAAUGGAAAAUACUCAAGCAGGUUUAUUGAGUGUUUUCUGUCAGGAUCAGUAUAAUUAUCAGGUUAAUGCACCUUCGGGGAGCUUAUGCUCUCUUUAAACUGGGCAUUCAGUGUGAAGGGUGUAAUUUGUGCAGCACUAGCGGCACCAAAUAAAAUAAUGACACCAUUGUUUGAUCUGAUGUUAUAUCCUGCCCAUUUGGGCCACUCAAACAAGCAGAUGUGUAAACCAGCUGAAUGUUUUUACAUUUCACUAUUAUUAUAAUUUUUUCGGUUCUGCAUAAAUAAACUAUAAACUAUGCAUAAAUAAACUUCACUGCAUAAAUAAAU
Carassius auratus (goldfish) is the source of this 2303-nucleotide messenger RNA. Its product is annotated as free fatty acid receptor 2-like. Lineage: Eukaryota; Metazoa; Chordata; Actinopteri; Cypriniformes; Cyprinidae. Gene Ontology annotation, biological process: G protein-coupled receptor signaling pathway; cellular response to fatty acid. The record is from RefSeq and is a predicted model, not a curated record. Gene Ontology annotation, cellular component: plasma membrane. Gene Ontology annotation, molecular function: G protein-coupled receptor activity. The transcript has 3 exons. Bases 175 to 1185 code for a protein of 336 amino acids.